UGGGAGGUGCUAAGAUGGACGCUCUACAGGCUCGGGAGCGACUCCGGCGGAGAUACCUGUUCCCGCGGGACGUGGAGGUCCAGCUGGACCGCGAGGGCUACGCCGGGCCGGAAACCUCUACACCUGUUGAGAAAAAGGAGAAACCUCUUCCAAGACUUAAUAUCCAUUCUGGAUUCUGGAUUUUGGCAUCCAUUGCUGUGACCUAUUAUGUUGAUUUCUUUCAAGCCGUUAAAGAAAACUUUCACACCAAUAGUUGGUUUCUGUUUGGUGGUGCCUUGUUGCUUGUUAGCUUAUCGAUUGCAUUUUACUGCAUAGUCUAUCUGGAAUGGUAUUGUGGAAUUGAAGAUUAUGAUAUCAAGUAUCCAACGCUGAUACCUAUUACAACUGCUACUUUUAUUGUAGCAGGAAUUUGCUUCAAUGUUGCUUUAUGGCAUGUGUGGUCAUUUUUCACUCCACUGCUGUUGUUUACCCAGUUUAUGGGGGUUGUAAUGUUGAUCUCACUCCUUGGAUGAUUUCUAAAGGUGUAAGGGCAUGUCAGUUUAAAGUGAAUGAUUAACAUCCUGCUAGCUGAAAGCACCGCAGACAUGAUGGAAAAGCUACAGUGUGUUUUGCAUCUAUGAAGUGAAUGGUUUCCUUGGAAGAAUUGUAACUUUAUAGCUCUGUAGUUGAAAUCAGAAUAAAUUACAUUUCAUUUGCAUAUUCCUAAACUCAUUAUCGAAUUUUUCAGAUUCAAAGUAGAAAUAUUCUAUUCAAGACAGAAAUAACUAAUUUGCAGUGUUAAUCUGUUUGGAUCAUUGGAGAAACUGCUGGUGUAAAAAUUUAAAUGAAUUUUCAUUAGAGAUGCAUAAUGUACUCCGGAUAGUGUAGAGAUGUUGUUCACUCUUCCAUUUAAGGGGGGGCAGUUCAGUGUAUGAGAUGACUGGCUGUGUAUAAGGAAUGAUAGUGUCAUGUGCCUUUAACCCAACUUCAGCAAUUCCUAUAUAAUACCAUUUUUAUAAUAGUUUUGUUAGGAGGAGGACCAGUUGAAAGGAUUUUGUGUUUUCCCAUCACUUAAGAUUUUAUCACUGUGUAAAUUACUGGGUUUUUAGCACUUGUUUAAUAUACGAACUUUUAAUCAUCUUAAGUACGUGUAAUUUUUUUCUUAAUAUUUAAAUAAAGUAUUUCUAUAACUUU
Molecule: messenger RNA, 1173 nt
Organism: Balaenoptera acutorostrata (minke whale)
Lineage: Eukaryota; Metazoa; Chordata; Mammalia; Artiodactyla; Balaenopteridae
Gene: TMEM128
Product: transmembrane protein 128
Exons: 5
Coding region: 15-512 (165 amino acids)
Source: RefSeq, a predicted model, not a curated record